AGAAGCUUUGAGUAAAUUAAAAAAACCAUCCCAAGUGUCCCUCUUCCAUUCUCAGUAUCGACAAAACACAGGUAGGAAAGAAGAUGCCAAUCGAAAUGCCCAAAGGUCUGCCGUUCUCGGUCGACACUUUCAGUCCGUCGUCCAAGCGGAAGAGACACCAUUUCUUGACACAUGCACACAAAGACCACACCGCCGGCAUCUCCACUCAUUCCUCUUACCCUAUCUACGCUACUCGUCUCACCAAAACCCUCGUCCUUCAACAAUACCCUCAGCUUGACGAUUCCCUGUUCGUGGGUAUUGAAGUUGGGCAGUCUAUACUUUUCGAUGAUCCGGAUGGAGAGUUUACUGUUACGGCUUUUGAUGCUAAUCAUUGCCCUGGAGCAGUCAUGUUCUUGUUUGAAGGCAAUUUUGGUAAUAUCUUGCAUACUGGGGAUUGCAGACUGACUCCUGAGUGCCUACAAAGUUUGCCAGAGAAGUUCACUGGCAGCAAAAAGAAAGAGCCAAGUUGUCGACUUGAUUACAUAUUUCUAGACUGCACAUUUGGUAGAUUCUCCCAAAGAAUGCCUAGCAAGCAUUCUGCAAUUCAUCAGGUUAUCAAUUGUAUAUGGAAUCACCCUGAUGCACCUGUGGUUUAUUUGACCUGUGAUCUUCUUGGUCAGGAAGAGAUUCUGGCCAAUGUUUCCAGAACAUUUGGGUCUAAGAUCUUUGUUGACAAAGCAGAAAAUCAAGAUUUUUUCCAGAUUCUAGCACAUGUAGUUCCUGAAAUCCUCUCAGAAGAUUCAUCUUCCCAUUUUCGGUUGUUUGAUGGAUUCCCUAAGUUGUAUGAAAGAGCAGCUGCAAAGCUUGCAGAAGCCCAAGCUAAUUCACAGCCUGAGCCUCUCAUUAUUCGCCCCUCAGCACAGUGGUAUGCAUGUGGGGAGGAGCAUUCAGAAACUGGGAGUCAGAAGAAACUGAAAUUUAACGAAGCAAUGAGAGAUCAGUUUGGUGUCUGGCAUGUCUGUUACUCUACACACUCAUCCAGGGAAGAGUUAGAAUGGGCUCUGCAACUUCUUGCACCAAAAAGGGUUGUAUCAACAACACCAGGUUGUUGGGCUAUGGAGUUGAAUUAUGUUAAGAAGAAUUGUUUCAGCUCCACAGUAGUUUCAGAUGAUCCUCUUUGGAAGCUUCUAAAAAUUAAUGUGGAAGCUUCUGCAGAAGUUGAUGCAUCUGCAACUUGUUCUCCCAUGGUUGAGGAGCCCACCCAAACUUCUGAGGAACCUAAGUUGCUUCCAGUAAAGAUAUCUUCUCCACAUAAAAAGUUAUUGGGUUUGUCUCCUCCAAGCAAAAGGCCACCGGUGACACUUUUUGGCAGAGCAAGAUUUGGUGUCCUUGUUCCUAAUCUUGUAGAUGAGGAGAGAAUCAUAUCAAAAGAAAACGGCAUUCCUCAUGGUACUGUUGAUGAACCAAAGCAAGAAUCUGCAAUCCAAGAAGAGACUAAAGAGAGACAUGAGAAAUCAGAAGAUGAGCUGGAGGUAGAUGUUACUGGAGUGCAACGUGAGAAGUUGACAAGAAAGAGAACAUAUAGUUUCUCUUCAAAUGUCACUAUUGGGUCUUCAAAGAGCUACAGUAAUGGCAUUAGAAGGCUAUACAGGUCAUUGAAUGUUCCUGUACCUAAGCCUCUUCCCUCCUUAGUGGAACUUAUGAAUAACAACAAACGAGCCAGAAAAAUUGAGUUUUAGUCCUUGAUAAGAAACAUUAUUCUUGUUUUAUUCAUGCUCAGAUGGUCAAAUAUUUGUUAGACAGAGAUUAUGCACAGAUUCUGCUGUUAAGCUGCUUUCUAGCAACCAAUGUCUUCAGGCAUUUAACUUUGUGCUUGGAAAAACAAGUUCUAGAGGGGUUUGCUUGUCUAUAUGGACCAUUGGUCAGUGUCAUUUCUGUAGCGCUUCUCUAGUUAUACAUACAGAUCUCUCUUAUUUUUCCUCCAAAUGGUAGGCAUUGUUACAGGCUGUUACUUUCAUUUUUUUCCUCUCAAUAGAGGUCAUUGUUUUAC
Molecule: messenger RNA, 2029 nt
Organism: Rubroshorea leprosula
Lineage: Eukaryota; Viridiplantae; Streptophyta; Magnoliopsida; Malvales; Dipterocarpaceae
Source: the annotation of a GenBank genome assembly